AAGGAAGGAAGGAAGGAAGGAAGGAAGGACUAGUGCUGAGUCCCGUGCUCACCACACCCAUACAAAUUCUCAGCUCCUCGCAUGUUUCGUUGAGUACAAACAACAUCGAGUAGUCAUAGUUUGGAAAGGUGGUCGCUAUUGUUUUGGGCCUCCUCGCUUCGUCUUCGAUCAGGUCAUUCUGGCGUGCAAAAGCUGGUUACGGCGCUCUCACCGACUUGGUAGUUUGGUAGCGCGCUCGUGGAUUGUGCUCAGGGAAGAUUGCAUACAGACCAUCGCGUUGUGUGGCGGCUACCCCAGGUUGUGGUUCGUGGGUUUCCAUUUUUGGGCUGUCAUUAAGGCUCCGCAGCAGGCAUCUCGCGCUUGCCCUGUUAACUAGCCGUAGAGUGAGGGGUAAGAGAGCUGGCCUUUAGCCACCAGGGGUUAAAUUGUGAUGGGUCUGCACUCGUUGGACGAGAUCACUGGAAGCGGUGGACACUGCCGCGGGAUAGGUCUAACUUGGUGUGUUGGAGUUUUGUCAUUUGAAGCCUGAUCGACUGGAAAAGGCAGGUCUUUCACGUGCGGGUGGGUGGCAUGUUGGUGGUCUCCGGAAAGGCGAAGUGGGUGGCACAUUUUCAUGUCUCACGGGUGCUGAAGAGAAACUCUCGCGUUUGAGAUACGAAUUUUGAACUGCCUCUCGAUCAUCAUUUACGAGCUGCUUCUUCUCCGGAAAUGUUCGCUCCAAUUUUCUCGCUUUUCGCACCUAUGGGCGGGGUUGCUUCAAGAAACCGAACUUCUUGAGAAUAACAUUGCCAAGCGCGUGUUCAAGCGGAGGAUGCAGUUUGGUCUGCACACCUGCGUCGUGUUUUCUGUAGUUUUGUUUUUUAUUUUUUUUAUUUUUUUAUUUUUUCCUCCCAAGGAUUCGAUAUUUAUCGUAGGGCGGGUGGUACUAUUUCCAGCAAGGACUUUUAGUGUUGUGGUUGUCAGGAUACACAGCUUGGGCCAUCUCUUUGUUGCUGUUUCUUUUGUUGGAUGAGGAAAUCUCCAUCUCCUGGUUUGUCAGCAAUAGUUCUAUAUUGGCGGUGGUCGCAUGCACACCACCAGUGCUUGCAGUUUGCUUCUCUUUGCAAACAUAAUGGUAGAGUUUUGCCGAAGGUCGUGGACUCGUAACGCGGUAAGAAUUUAGUGCUUGUUGACGAGUAAUUGCUCCCACUGUACUGCUGGAAUUUGGAAAUCCAGAAGCAUUGACGACAUCGAUUACUCCCAGCGACUGUUACACAUGUGAACUUUUUGAUUACAGAGAGGCUUCACGUAAAUUCUCCUCGGCAACGUUGAGUUUUCAGGUGCUGAUUCGACAACAAGAUUAGUUGGAACAGAGGGUUUUAGUGAACAGCCAUGACUUAUCUUGUGAUUAGCAUGUGAGAGCAACCUCACAUGCAGGUUCAGGAAUGGUUAGUUUGGUUGCUUUUUAGUAACGUGUCUGACUUCGGUGGGCUUUCCAUCUUCGUCGCUUUCUAUAUCAACGUCUUAUUCAAAUGGGGAGGAGUUUCGUUCACAGUAGAAAGGUGACGAGUAGCUUGAAAGGGGAGUCGGUACUGGUGCCCUCCGAAAAGAGGAUUCCCAAGUCAAAUAAAGUCUUCUCCGUCCUUCGUGCCUUCUUUCACCUCUUGCCACACCCUCUCUUCUCUUGCGGAGGAUCCGACACCGGUCCCGACAGCCAUCCGCAGUCUAGUAACUGCGUCAUAGGCACUUUGUAUGGCCAGAGGAAGGGUCACGUCUUCCUGGCGAUUCAAGAUGACCCGAAAUGCUUCCCCCUCUUCAUUUUGGAAUUGGCCACCCCCACGAGCUCUCUGGUGAAGGAAAUGGCGUCAGGACUGGUACGCAUCGCACUGGAGUGCGAGAAAUCUCCCAGUGAGUCGAAAGUGCUCCUCCAGGAAUCGACAUGGUCAAUGUUCUGCAACGGCCGCAAAACUGGAUACGCAACACGGAGAGAUUGUUCCGAGAUCGACCGCCACAUCCUGGCUCUCGUGCAGGCCGUCUCUAUGGGGGCGGGCGUGCUGCCCAUGGCCAACGAAGGUUUCGAGGGUGAGCUCAUGUACAUGAGGGCGCGCUUCGAGCGCGUCAUUGCCUCUGCAGACUCCGAAUCCUUCUACAUGAUGAAUCCCGACGGAAGUGAGGGACCGGAUCUCAGUAUCUUCUUAAUGCGCGCAUAGAUUUAUCUCCGUCUGUACCAUAGAAACUGCUGGAACUAAUGCCCUUUUCCCGGGUUUUCCACUUCCUUAGCCACGACGACCUUGGAGCAAUCGGGGAUGUAACAGACCUCCUUUCAGUUUUGAAUCAUCUCUGAGUACCCUACCACCCUUGGAUUGCUUUGAGCAGCUUCAGCUGCAGGUUUCUUGACAAUUAAUGCUCCGUUUUUGCCAAAUUUUUCUUUGGUGUUCAUGUGCUACUGUGAACUAGAGGCGGAGGUUUGUCCACAAAUUCUUGAUGCAUAGAAAGGUUAGUUUUUUUUUCUUUGACAGUUUUUCUCCUAACAGAGGGAGCUGCGGGGCUGCCGAUUGCUGACAUUUUGGCCUUACUUGCCUCUUUGCUUGUGCUUUUCCUGCACAUUAUCGUGGGGUUUCUGGUUACGAGAAAAUUCGCUGUUUUUCA
This is a messenger RNA of Physcomitrium patens, 2628 nucleotides long. Its product is annotated as protein MIZU-KUSSEI 1. The record is from RefSeq and is a predicted model, not a curated record. Gene Ontology annotation, biological process: hydrotropism. NCBI's taxonomy places the organism in Eukaryota, Viridiplantae, Streptophyta, Bryopsida, Funariales, Funariaceae.